UUAGACGAGACGAAAAGUGACGCAACAUCACUUCCGCCACAUGUUUUGUGGAAAGAAGCUCGUGUGGGAAAGGAUGGAACUGUUAGGGAUGACGUUCAACAUAUUUAUGAUGAAUGUGAGACCCUAUCUCAAUCGAUAAGCACAGCUGAGGACCAGGAGAACAGGAGCGUACUUAGUAGAGCACUAAAUGUUCCUGAGUAUCCCGGUCGGGUGAGGGGUAAGGGCAUGGUUGUACUCCAACUUCCUUGUAUAAGAAUCCAAGGAGAAGAAAUCCUAGCAAUCAAGAAGUGAUGGAGACGUUGCAGGCAUUACAAGCGCAAGUUCUUCAAUUGCAAAAGGAUAAUGAGAGAUAUAGGUGUAUGGAAAAGUGCAGUUCACAGUUGAAAGAAACUAGUGAGAAAGCCAGUAUCAAUUGUCAAAAUAAAUUUCCCGAGGGCAUUUCAUCUUGUCAGCUAUACUUAUCGUCACCGACUUAUCGCCUAGUUGGCAAGGGAAAAGUGCACAACACUUCGGGAGAUUUACUUCACCAUAGACCGCUCCCGGAUGGACACCUUAAAGUAUCGGUUGAUGUUGUAUUAGAUAAGGAUGCGUUGCUACCGAUACCUGACAUUGUUUCAGAGACAACAUUGCUGCGAGAUGCAAUAGGAUCAUUUGUUGCAUGGCCCUUGGAUCUCAUUUUCAUUGAUGAUGAGACGCCUACAAAACCCGCAUCUAAGGAUAAAGGGAUUUUGCGGCACAACGAGUCUGUUGCAUCACAAAAAGAGGUAUUUGCUCAAGGGUCACAACAACUGAGCCAGAAAAUUGGUAGUCGACAGAAAAACAAAAGGGAUCUUCCAGUGACUUCUUUGCCAAAAAAAGGUGCUUUUGUGCCUCGAUACCAGAUAUCUCUUGAAACACUUGUUGACUCAUCAGAUAUGGCAACAGCUGGUGCUAUUCGCUUACUGGAUAUGGAGGAAGAUAUCUUUGGUUAUUCAUGCACUGAAACAAUCGGAAAAGAAGAUCUGGAACAUAUUUUUCGGCAUCAAGAAUUAGGCGUCGGUGUUAUACACACAUACAUCCGGUUCUUGUAUGACAAUUUCAUGCGCGGGAAUGAUCAAUUGUCAAACAGAUUCCGUUUCGUGUCUUCCUCCCUGGUCAACAAAGCAUUAAUUUGUAGGGAACCGGAUUCAUGUAGAGAGUACUUAGUCAAGAGAUUCAUGGCCAGCAGUACAAACAACUUGUAUCUUUGGCCGUAUAAUUCAGGGUGUCACUGGUUGUUGCUUGCUAUUGAUCCUUUAAAAGAAGUGGUAUAUUUUCUGAAUUCGAUAGAUGGUGAAUGGACAAAUUAUCCGGAUAUGAAGCAAUUAGUUGAUACAUCAAUAAAAGUGUUCCGAUCUCAAAGACAAGCUCGAGUACCUCGUACUAAAUCCAGCAACAUUACGUGGAUAAAAGUGCAGUGUCCUCUACAGCGCAACGGUAUCGAUUGCGGAUACUUUGUAAUGAGGUUUAUGAGGGAAAUCAUUAAUAUGAAUCAAAUAGAGAUUCCAAUCACGUUGUUGAAAGUUGAUAUUGAAACUCCAUUUUGA
This is a messenger RNA of Lathyrus oleraceus (garden pea), 1565 nucleotides long. RefSeq lists its product as uncharacterized. Gene Ontology annotation, biological process: proteolysis. The record is from RefSeq and is a predicted model, not a curated record. The transcript is spliced from 10 exons. Gene Ontology annotation, molecular function: cysteine-type peptidase activity. Bases 291 to 1565 code for a protein of 424 amino acids. NCBI's taxonomy places the organism in Eukaryota, Viridiplantae, Streptophyta, Magnoliopsida, Fabales, Fabaceae.